AUGGCAACCUGGACCCACGAUGAGCGUACAAAUUACUCUCAGUGUAGUCUGCGACUCUCAUGCACUCACUCAGGCGAUGAUCCAGUUGUCUGUGUCAGUGUCACCACAGUUAAGAAGAGACUGGCAGAAGGACACAGGGUCAUCCAUAGGAGCCAGACCGCAGAAGCCCACCAAAAGUGGAAGAAAUCGUUUUUUGUUUUGUUUUGUUUUUUCAUAUUUGUUGUUUGCUGUCUCUUCCCAGGUGACCGCAGAGGCAUUCAGUGGCUUCUGGGCUCAGAUGGAGAGGUUUGGGUAUGGGCAAUGGGGGAGGCCCCGGGGGACAAGCUCUUUGAAGACAUUGUGGAAGAACUGAUGGAGGAGAGAGCAAGGAAGCAGGCCCAGCAAGAGACGCAGGAACUCCGGCGUGUGAAGGAGGCAGAGAUUGAAAAGAAGUUUCGAGAUGCCAUGGCGAAGGAAAAGGCUCGAUUCAUGGCAGAAAAAUGGAAGGAGGAGACAGAUGACAGAAAGGCAGCCAAGCAGGAAGCAGAGGAAGAUCGCAUUAGAGAGGAACUGAAGAAAUGUGAGGAGGAAGAGAGACAGCGAGGCGAAGAAGAAAUCCACCAAACGGAGGAGAGAAGAGCAAAGGAGCUGUACAUCUCUCUGAAGCAGGAGGAAAAGAGGAGCGAGAGAGAUGACAAAGAAUGGCAGGAACAAUUGCAACGCUCCAAGACGGCGGAUGAGGAGAUAAAGUGCAAGGCACGACGGGCUAGAGAUGAAUAUAAGCGCCAGUCUCUGCGGGACAUCCAGAAGGGCCUGGUGGCUGGACUUAGUGGCCUGUUUCAUAAGAUACACCUGAACAGAUCUGGUCACAUCCGACAGCACGGCGAGGUCACUGAAUAUCUGACCCCUCCAGCUGAGGCCACCCAUUCACCUGCAGCAAGCUCGGGUCAACUUCCCUCAAGCCAUUACAGGCACAGACAACACCAACGUUACAAUAGUCCAGUCACACAGUCACUCACAGAAUGCCCAGUUUGGAUUCAUCCACCCAGACCGAACUCUCGUGAGUCCAUUAUCCGCUGGUUUAAAGAGGAGCAGAGACCAAGACGAGCUGGAUAUGAGCGAAGUAGCAACACCAUCGCACCCUGGUUCCACGGAAUAAUAUCACGGCAGGAUUCAGAGGCUUUGCUAGUGAAUGCGGCAGAUGGCUGUUUCUUGGUCAGAGUGAGCGAACGGAUCUGGGGCUACACGCUGUCCUACCGCACCACCUCAGGCUUUAAGCACUUCCUCAUUGACGCAUCGGGUGAUUUUUACAGCUUCCUAGGUGUAGACCAGAACCGUCACGCCACCUUAGCUGACCUCAUUGACUUCCAUAAGGAGGAAGUGAUCACCACGUCUUCUGGAGAACUACUCCAGCACCCCUGCAAGCAGAGAAGCUCAACAGCUGAUUAUGGAGGGCUUUUUGAGUGAUGGUUUCCCUUGUUGUGAAAUUCAAUUUGGCUACCAUAUCUCUUGCCUUCACAUCCUUUCAACAGCACGGCACAGCUUUUAUUUGUAGUCUGCCAAGCUUCUUCUGUGAAAUGUAAAUUUGCUUAGCAGGUUUAAAAUGUGGGUGAUAAAAAAAUGAUGCGGUCACAUUACACUUUAAUCAUGCAGAAUUAAUUUAGACUCCAACGGGAGAAUAUAGGCAAAGGGAAAUGAUGUACCACCCUAACCCUUUUGUUUUAAAUCAAUAAUAAAUUAUGAUUUUAAAAUA
This is a messenger RNA of Carassius auratus (goldfish), 1732 nucleotides long. Its product is annotated as SH2 domain-containing protein 4B-like. Gene Ontology annotation, cellular component: cytoplasm. Bases 1 to 1446 code for a protein of 481 amino acids. NCBI's taxonomy places the organism in Eukaryota, Metazoa, Chordata, Actinopteri, Cypriniformes, Cyprinidae. The transcript is spliced from 9 exons. The record is from RefSeq and is a predicted model, not a curated record.